Messenger RNA from Chaetomium globosum CBS 148.51, 1788 nucleotides. RefSeq lists its product as uncharacterized. The record is from RefSeq and is a predicted model, not a curated record. The transcript is spliced from 5 exons. Gene Ontology annotation, cellular component: membrane. Gene Ontology annotation, biological process: transmembrane transport; carbohydrate transport. Lineage: Eukaryota; Fungi; Ascomycota; Sordariomycetes; Sordariales; Chaetomiaceae. The coding region runs from base 1 to 1788 and encodes 595 amino acids. Gene Ontology annotation, molecular function: carbohydrate:proton symporter activity.
AUGGGUUUCACCACCCUUUGGAAGAGGCUAUCGCCUCGCCAGCUCAAUGUUGCUAUCCAGACCUUCUCCCUGAUCAGUAUCUUCUUCGAAGGAUACGACCAGGGUGUUAUGGGAGGAGUGAACGCCUCUCCUCGCUACGUCACCGAAGUUGGCAUCGGUCUGCCAGACGGCACCAUCACAGAUACUGUUCAUCAAGGAGGUAUCGUUUCAGUGUACUACCUCGGUUGCAUUUUUGGUUGCUUCGCCGGCGGCUGGGCCGCCGACAGGAUAGGGCGGAUCAACGGUCUCUUCUUCUCAGCCAUCGUUGCCCUCAUCGGCGGCGCCCUUCAAGCGGCGACACAGUCGAGCGACUUCCUUAUCGUAGCGCGCGUCAUCACAGGCAUAGGCACCGGCGCCCUGACCGGCAUCACCCCCGUUCUUGUCUCCGAAACAUCCACAGCAGUACACCGCGGCGGAUUCCUAGGAUACGUCUUCAUCGCCAACUACCUUGGCAUCGCAGUCGCUUAUUGGAUCUCCUUCGGGCUCGCCUUCGUCGAAAACGGAUACUCCGAGGUGCGUUGGCGUUUCCUCCUCGCCUUCCAAUGCGUCCCCGCCAUCCUCCUCCUCGCCGGCAUCAAACUGCUCCCCGACAGCCCGCGCUACCUGGCCUCCGCCGGACGACUCGACGACGCCCGCGAGGUCCUCGAACACGUCCGCGGCGGCUACGGGCCCGAAGUCGAACAGGAAUUCCUCGAGAUCGCGGCCGUGGCCAAAGGCAGCCAGAAGAGCUCGCCCAUCCAGUUCGCCAAGAUCCUCGCCGGCCGCGGCGGCAAGCCCGGCGCGCACCUCGGUCGCCGCGCCUGGCUCUGCUUGUGGCUACAGAUCAUGGCGUCGUGGACCGGCAUCACCGCGGUCACGGCGUAUUCGCCCGUGCUGCUCUCCGCGGCCGGCUACAGCGAGCUGACACAGAACGGCUUGGCCGGCGGGCUCAACACGGUCGGUAUCGUUGGUACCAUUAUCAGCGCGCAGAUUGUUGACCGGCUUGGGCGGCGUGCUUGCCUCAUGGGCGGCUCUUUUGGGCUGUUGGUGGUGAAUUUGGUGGCGGCGAGCCUGUACGAGGCUUCCAGGGGCAACCCCGAGCGUGCCUCGACUUUUGCUCCCGCCGCGGUCGCCAUGCUGUUCUUGUUCAACAUCUGCUACGCGGCGACGUGGGGCACCGUGGCGUUUUUGGUGCCGACCGAGAUCUGGCCGUCGGAUAUGCGAGCGCAGGGUAACGGGUUCGGCAUCACCGGUUGGGCUAUCGGUGUCGGCUGGACGGUGCUGGUCAACCCCAUCAUGUUUGAGAGAUCCCUCGAGUCGAUCGACGCCCUAUUCUCUACCAAGAGGCCAUUCAACUGGGAUAUGGAACGGGCGUAUCGUGAACGCGGGAAUGUCCUCCGUGACAGAGAACAGUCAGAUGCGUCCGGCAUGGAGGAUGGGAGUGAAGUGGAUAAGGGAAAGGAACUUGUCCACGAAGAAGGCAUCGUCGACAUUGUCCACUGCGAGACUCUUCGGCCAGGGUGCCGCUGGUGUCUCUCUUCGUCAUUGACCUCGGAUUCUUCAGCAAACUCGGCUGCAACCCUCCCACUGUUGUCUCGUAUGUCGCUGCGCGCCCGCUCUCAAGAGGCUGUCAACGAUGCGAGGUUGUCCCCAGAGAGCGGCCUCCAUGAGCGGUGUACGGCCUUUGGUGUCCGCCGCAUUCACGUCAACGACAUGGUCGAUAAAGAAGUCGACAGCUUUCGAAUGGGUAUUUCGGAUAGCGAUGGAUAG